CCAGGGCCGGUAACUCCACCCCCUCCGUGAGCAGCCCGUGCCGGUGUCUCACCGCUCCUGCAGAGAGGAGAAAUGUUUCGGAACUGUUCCCUAAUACCCAACACGAGCCUCCCCCGGAGCAACUUAAAGCCGUUCCCUCUCGACGUGCGAGCAGAGCCGACCCCCACCUGGCCACAACCUCCAUUCAGGGAGAUCCCCUUCCAUCUCGGGCUCAGCCACGCGGUUCCAUUGGCGGCCAAUUGCAUCCCGCGGCCGUAUCGGGGCAGCGGGGAGAGGCGCGGGGAAGGCUGAGCUGGGGAGGAAGAGGAGGGAGAGCAGCGAGGAAGAGGCCGGCAGCCCGUUGUCGCGGGCCCCGCCCGGUGGGGUCAAUGCCGGCACCGCGACCGCUCCCCGAUGAGACCUUUGCGGGGCUGUCGGAGACGCGGUGCCAUCGUGGGGACCGUCACCUUGUGCCUGGCGGCCGGCUGGGCGCUGCAGACUCCUGGUGGAGUGUCAUUAAUUGUCCCACAGCCCAACAUCAAUGCAACCGUGGCACAAAAUAUCCUCCUCUCUGUUGAGUACUCCUGUAGAGGCAUUGCCACAGUGGAGUGGAAACAUGUGUCCAGCUGGGGCACCACCAAAAUUGUGGAGUGGAAAAGUGGGAGUUACAUCAAUAUCUCCACCGGCUAUAAGGACAGAGUGACUACUUUUGACAAUGGUUCUAUACAGCUUCUGAACGUGGGCAUGACAGAUGCUGGCUACUAUUUUAUCACAGUCACAGAGGAGUAUGGAACCAACGCCUACGGCACCAUCAUACUCAAUGUUUACGAGAUUAUCUAUGAAGAUUUACAUUUCGUAGCUGUUCUCUUUGCAUUUCUUGCUGCGGUAUCUGCCAUUUUGAUCUGCUUCAUGUGGCUGUGUAACAAAUCCCUGUACCUAUUCCAGAAGAAGACACAUAAGCUAACAGCAAGUACAACUGAAGAAAUUGAAUUGGAAACCAUUGAGUGUUAGCCAAGGACUCUCAUAACAAAAAUAACAACUACCUCAGGAAAAAGUAUUGGCAAGGAAAGCAAGAAGGAACCUACAAGUUUUUCUGUUGGCACUGCUCUUUGCUAAAGCAAAUCAAAGAAACAUUUGACAAACAAUCCAUGGAUAGACCUUACAUGUGAAUGGCAAGGAAAAAUAGCCUUGAUCAUAGAUUUCUACUGGAUAUCUCUGAAAUGGAGAGGAAUGAAGUCAGGACUGCUGUUAUCAUCAAACUGCAUGACUGGUGGAGAGAGGGUGCUAUUCUCUAUGUCUUGGUGGCAGGUUUUUUGCUUGUGUUUCUUUGGUGUUUUUCCUUUUGGUGGUGGUGGGCUCAUGAUUUGGUUAAGCAGGUAAUGCUCAGCUUUCCCAAACAUUACACUUGUGGCAGCAGAUGAAAACUGCUGUAUGACCACCUCAGAUCUGAGAAUCAGUUUGUGCCCAUGGUUGGGUGCCACUGAAAAGAGCCUGGCUUCAUUCUCGCUGCACUCACCCUCCAGGUAUUUAUGGACAUUAAUGAUGUCACCUUACCCCUCAGCCUCCUCUUCUCCAUAAUGAACAGUCCUAUCUCCCUCAGCCCUUCCUCACAGAAGAGAUGCUCCAGUCCCUCAAUGGUCCUUGUGGCUGUUUGUUGGAAUCACUCCAGCACAUCCAUGCCUCUCCUGUACUGGAGAACUCAGCACUGAACUCCAGCUGUGGCCUUACCAGUGGUAAGCAGAAGGGAAAGAUUCCUUCCUUCAACCUGCUGGAAGGCUCUGCGUGAUAUGGAAACCUGCUGGCUUUUGACACCAGGACACAUUCUGGCACUUGUGGGCAGCUUGCUGGUGUCUGGGCUUGUUCCUCCCCACGUGCAGGACUCAGCACUGCCCUUUACUGAACACCCUGAGGUUCCUGCCAGCCCAGUUUUCUUUGCGUGUCUUAUGAUGGCAGCACACACAUCAUCACCAUCAACUACUUCUCAUUUAUGUAUCGCCAGCAAACCUGCCCCAACAUCCUGCUGCUCUAAGCAGCCACGGUCCUAGCACUGAACUCUGGGGUACACCACACUUGUGGCAUCCAGCUGGAUUUUGUGGCUGAGGAUCACAACCUUUUGAGCCUGGCAUUUCAGCCAGCCUAGCUUCUAUUCCAUCACUAUGUCAAUUAAGGGGGGUGUUGGUGUACAGUCUCAAAAAUCCUGCUAAAACACAGAACAUCCAUUGUUCUCCCCUCACUUACUGAUUUAGUUAUCUCAGUGUAAAAAGCUCUUUGGGCUGAUUGAGUGUAAUUUCCCCUUCAUAAGCUGAUGUCAGCUACUCCUUACAUACACCUUAUGACCUUAAUAUGUUUGGAAACUGCUGCGUCUUUUUUUACCCUCUCAUCUUCUUAGUAACUGCAGCUAAGCUGACCAGAUUGUAGUUUCCUGUUCUUCUAUAAUAUACGACACAGGCCUUCUGUUAGUCUUUAGGAAUCUCUCCUGAUCAACAUGACCUUUAAUGGAUCAUCAAGAGUGGAUUUACAGUGACAUUAACCAGGUCCCUCAGUGGUUAGACACAUCCUACAUGAUUCUUUGUUCUAAAUUCACAGAAUCAUCAUUUAACCUCAGUAAGGAGGGUCAAGUUAACUCUGUGAUCCAAGUCAAGGGGACGUGGGAUUCCUGAAGGUCAGUCUUAAGACCAAAGGAAAGAAGACAUCAGGUACCCCAACAUUCUCCAUGUCCUGAGCUACCAGAUCCUGUCCCCACCUGACAGCAGGCCCAGGCUUUUCCUAGGGUUUCUUUUGCUGCUUGGUAAAGUACUCAUUCUCUUUAGGUGCCGAUUCCAAGCACAAGAGAUAGUUUCUAGAAUAUUUUGCUCUAAGUUAUCAUUGUUCUAUAAUAUCCUGGAGACUGAUUUUAGAGGAAAACUUAAAAAUCCUUUAGAACUUAAGAAUUUUGUACACAUUUGAAAUAGAAAG
This is a messenger RNA of Coturnix japonica (Japanese quail), 2934 nucleotides long. The record is from RefSeq and is a predicted model, not a curated record. Lineage: Eukaryota; Metazoa; Chordata; Aves; Galliformes; Phasianidae.